Contarinia nasturtii (swede midge) is the source of this 2066-nucleotide messenger RNA. RefSeq lists its product as uncharacterized. Gene Ontology annotation, cellular component: nucleus. The record is from RefSeq and is a predicted model, not a curated record. Bases 2 to 1591 code for a protein of 529 amino acids. NCBI's taxonomy places the organism in Eukaryota, Metazoa, Arthropoda, Insecta, Diptera, Cecidomyiidae. The transcript has 7 exons. Gene Ontology annotation, biological process: transcription by RNA polymerase II.
AAUGCCAGCUCUCCGAUACACAUUGGAGUGGAUCUAUCAGUUUGUUAUUUUCCAAGAUGAAACACAUUUUAUAUUUCGGCAAUGUGCAUCGGCUUUAAUAGCAUUGCUUGCAACUAGCAAUUCAAUUCACAGUUUAUCGGACAAACUGGGUCUUUGCUUUUCAAAGUGGUUUUCAAUGGCAACACAGUAUGGAAAUCUGGAGCUAUCACAAGUUGUAUUGCUCGCCACGUGCCUCAAUGCAAUCAAAAUUCCGGAUGCAUUUCGUGAUUUCCUCACUCCAUACUUGUCAAAUUUUUUAGCAUCGUCAUCAUAUCAAAAUAUGUGCAUAUCAUUGUCAAAAACGUCGGGACUAUUUUCAUCAUAUCGAUUUCGUCAGCAAGAUCACAAGCCACUGCCACAUUUGAAUUCGAUAGUAUACAACACACAAAAUACGCCAGUUUUCAUUGUGUCGGAUCGACCAACCAUUUAUUUUAUCAGUAGUUUAGUUCGAUUUUAUAAUAACACCAAAUGGCCUGAUAAGGGUUCAUGGUUAAACGAUGGCAUUCUCAAGUAUAUCGAACAAUUUUCGCAUAACACUGAAUUCAAACUUUCAUUUAAUUGGUUCUUGAGACAUGAAAUUUUAUUCGUUUUGGACUUGCUGAAAUCGACAUUGAUGCAACAAAAACUUGACAAAUCAAUUCAACUUCAAAUUGCAUACAAGGUACUCAUUUGUUUAACUGAGUUACAGAUCAACGAGGUUCUGCAUAUUUUUAGUCAAUUCAUUUUCAACAUUGACAUGUAUGCGCAAAACAUGAAUUUGACGGUCGAAACAAUGGAUAAGCUCAAGUCAACGUACGGUAAACUCUGCGUGGAAUGUUAUCUCAAUAAUGCCAAUUCCCAGGUAAAAAUUGAGAACUUCGAUCGAAUUCCGCUAUUGUCAAGUGAUUGGCCCGGUAUGUUACUGCUGAAACUAUACCAAACACCCGAUGACGGAGAAGAUUGGCUAUAUUUACCGGAAAAAGAGACUAUUUGGACGACGAUCACAUUUUUAUCACUUUUAAAUUCCAACAAUAUCAAAGUGCUUAGCCCGACCGAACAAUUUGUGUAUACCAUGAUUGCAUUUUUGGGAAAGGAAAAUGUUUUCCUGGAGUCCGAUAUGAAAACACUGCUUGCCAACUUUGUCCAGUUAACAUUCAAGUCACAGCAGCCAUUGAACUUUAAUUCAAAAUUCAGUGGGAAAUUUAACUUUGAGAACCUUUACAUAUCAUUUUUGGACCAGUUUCAAGGAUCCAGUUAUGGAGAUAACACAUUUUCUCGUUUGGUCAUGGCCCCAUUGGCACAAAAACAUAACAUUAAAUGGAGACAAAUGAUUUGGUCGGAACAUGUGCAUGUUUUGCGUUUUGUAACCUGCACCGAAGAUGAGUUAAUUGGUGAGCUGAAUGAUUAUCUGGAACCACCCGAAACUGAUGUUUUGUUGAUCAAAAGCUAUUUCCAAGCAAUAAAUUCAAAUUGUUUGCUACCAAAUUCGGCUCCAUUUAGAAUUGCUCAACAUCAUUAUAACAUGUAUAAAGCAAAGACAUCUCAAGAUACACCAAAUGCAAUGGAAACAUAAAACGACAGCAAAUUGUUUUUUUUUUUUUUUGCAAUGACAGUCUUAUUAAUUUCGUGUUAACCCAAAAUGUAAUAAAAUAAAACUAUUUGAUGCGUUACUCGUUUAAAGCCAAUACGACUUUAACUACCCGUAUUAGAAGAAUUCACGCUUCGUGUACACUCGGCACAUCUUCGGUACUUAGGCGAAUAUCAGCAGUAGAAUUCACUGCGACAUGGUCAAAAACAUCAAGUAGUCAUAUGUAAAUGGUUCCUUCUCUUUUGUGCGAACUUUCUUUGACUGUGUAUAGCUGUGAUACAAACACAUGCAUUAGAUGCACGACAGUUCGCACUGAACUCAACGGCUGAUAUUCCGUAAAGCAGCGAUGAUGUGCCGAGUAUACACGAAGCGUGAAUUGUUCUAAUACGCGUUACUGAAGUCGUAUUGGCUUUAAACGAGUAAAAACUAAUAAAACACGCAUAAUCGAAUCACGUCAUAA